CGGCGACCGGCCCCCCAAGCAGUCCUGCGCCGCCGCGGGGACCUGUCGGGGUGUAGCGCAGCUGACUCCCGGGGGCCGCCGGGCCCACGGGGAACCACCCGGCCCAUUGGGUCCACCCGGAACCAUCUGACCCACUGGGACCCACCGGGACACUGGGACCCACUGGACAUGGACACGCGGGGACCUAAAACCCCCGGCGGGGACGCGCUGGGCGACGCGGCAGAAAAUCUAUUUCAGGAACUUCAAGAACAUUUUCAAGCUCUGACUGCAACAUUAAACCUCAGAAUGGAAGAAAUGGGAAACCGCAUUGAGGAUCUACAGAAGAAUGUCAGUGACCUAACAGCGCAAGCCGGGAUCGAGAAUCCUGUUGAAGAACAAAUGCUAAGGUCAUCAUUAAGAAAGAAUGAAGAGCGGCACAUCAAGUCUCCGUCUGUCCAACCACAGGGAGCAUCCAAAAGGCAGACGCAACGUUUCUGCUUUGCUGCAAACAUCUACUUCCAGGCUCCCCGCCACCCCGACCCGGCACUUGUGUCUCUACAAACACCUGCUCGCCUUCGCUCAUCUACUCCGCUGCUGCCAAUCCGCAAAGCCCGGUGACAGCAGGACCAUUUUGUCUGACUUAACGUCCGGGCACUAGAGCACGAAACCUGGCAGGACUCAGUACAUGCACUUGGUGAAAACAUUAACUCAAGCAGAGAGGCGCCCCGUCUUGGAUUCCGGCGUCGCAGAAAGAGCGGAAGGCACUUCGUCUUCUCUUCAGUCCAGCGCCCCGGCAUCCACCCCACCAUCCUCCUCUCUGCGGCCCCGUCCGCCAUAGCGUCCUCUGUGCCUUGGUCGGGCCAGCCACUGGCGGCGGGAGGCUGGCCCCAAGAUGGCCCUCAUGAGUUGCACCCUAAGGGUGUGGGGAGCACUGGGAGCAGCACGACAGGAAAGGCCCGGACUGCCUUGAAGAGCCUGUUCGUGGACUCGCAGACUGGAGGAGCAUGGCCGGGGCAGGUGCUGGAGGAAGGAAGGAGCACACCGCCGGGGUGGAGGGAAGGGCCCCUGUUCCUCGGGGACACGGUCCUGCGAAGUCAUCCGGAUGCGCCUGGAUGUGCACCUGAGGAGCUGCUGAGCCCUGGAGCGGCCACAUGCUUUCUCCCUGCUGCGGACGGUGAUGGCAGAUGAGGCGGGGUUAGAGCCGCGGAAAGAGAGAAGGAGUUCUUGGCCCCUCCAGACGGCAGAAGACACUGCCACGCAGAAGGGCGCGGGGGGCACGGAAGAGGCCCACGACCUGGAGCGGCAGCCCAGGCGGAACGUUCAGUCGCAAGUGAGGAGCGGCGCCUCCUGGGUCUUCACGGGCGCCAGGACAGGCACUCGGGCUGCAGAGGACGACGGUGCAGAGAAAGGAGGCGGGAGAACCCCAGAUGCUACCUGUUGAAGUCGGCGGAAAAUGGCCUGGCUGCACACGCCUUUCCCAGAAAAGGCAGGAAAGCCUGGGCAGACCUUCCCACUGGGGAGCCAGCCCCUUCCUCCUCACAUCCCCCUGAGAAACCAGACCUGUCUGCAAUGCUGUCCCAUGAUGUGUGCUGGCAGAGCUGGGGCCGCAGGUAAGGGGUGUCCACCAGCCUAAGCAGCCUCAUGCAUACCUGCUUUUGUACACCCAAAGGGCGUGAGUCUUUGGAGCCGGAGGGCAGAGGGCAGAAGACAAAACCCUAAACUCAACCCUGCAAAGUUCCUGCCCUCAUCCCUGGGACUGUGCUGCGAUGAGACGCCAGCCACCAGUGACUCUACGGACAACGGAGACUGGCAGAUGCCCCAACGGUUACUCAUCAAGUGACUGUAAAGUAAGGAGAUAAUCCUGGAUUAUUUGGGGGUCCAUUCCGGUCACAGCCUCGGGGAAGCAGAACAGGUGCAGGCUCUGCAGGCUGAAGGGCCUCAGGCAGCAGGGAGCGCCCGGCACACAGCGGCCAGGAGUCAGCGGCCCCAGCCCGUGACCACAGGGAAUGGGAUUCGGCCAACAACCCAAUGAGCCAGUGGCUUCUUCCCCGACUGACGGCCCCAAAAAGGCCCAGCCCGUGACUGUGGCCUCGUGAGACCCCGAGAGGAAACCCACUGAGCCGGCCCAAACUUGGAGCAACAGAACACUGAGCUCAUCAAUGUGGCUUUUAGCUACUCACAUGGCGUUACCUGUUGCACAGGAUAUAAGCCAAUACCCGCCCCAUACAACCACCCAGACAUCCCUCACCUGUCAGGCACCGGGGAUGUCCAAGACUUAAUACUGCCAUUUACCAGCCUUUCUACUAACAAUAAACAGAAAUUUUGACAAGUAGAAACAAUGCCAAAUGGUGAUUUCUUUCCAAAUUAAAUCUCCACAACUUUUUUUUUGAGUCACGUUACCCAACUUUAUUACAGAAAUGCCAUCGGAUGUGACGCCAUCUGGACUACAUCAAACUUCCGGACCAACAAUAACCAACUGAGACAAGAGCUUUAAGAGAACGUACCUGAAGAAAAACAUGACAGUACACGGGUCGUACAACUCGUACAUCUUGUUGAAGUCAGGCACUUCUGU
Molecule: messenger RNA, 2551 nt
Organism: Enhydra lutris kenyoni (northern sea otter)
Lineage: Eukaryota; Metazoa; Chordata; Mammalia; Carnivora; Mustelidae
Product: heat shock factor binding protein 1 like 1
Exons: 5
Coding region: 169-597 (142 amino acids)
Biological process (GO): cellular heat acclimation
Cellular component (GO): cytosol; nucleus
Molecular function (GO): transcription corepressor activity
Source: RefSeq, a predicted model, not a curated record